AUGGACGGAGGCUACAACAACUACAACUCCUACGGUGGAGGCGGCGGAGGCGGCGGUGGCGGCUUCAUGCCUGGCGAGAUGAACAGCCCUUCUGGCGGAAAGGGUGGUGACCGUGACAACAAGACGCUCCGGCCCGUGACAGUCAAGCAAAUUGUGAACGCAUCCCAGCCCUUCCCUGAAGCCAACUACCAAGUCGAUGGCGCCGAUGUAGCCAGCGUGCUCUUCAUCGGCCAGGUACGCAAUAUCAGCUCCCAAAGCACCAACGUCACAUAUAAGAUCGACGAUGGCACCGGCGAGAUUGAGGUCAAGAAGUGGGUCGACUCGGGCAGCGCAGACAGCAUGGACACAGACGAGGGCAAGGCCCUCGGGAGCGGCAAGAAUGAGAUCGAGCUGAACGGCUAUGCUCGUGUCUCCGGCGCGAUCAAGUCGUUUGGUAACAAGCGGUAUAUCGGUGCGCACAAUGUGCUCCCGGUGAAGGAUAUCAAUGAGUUGCACUGUCACAUCCUCGAGGCUACUGUGGUACACCUGUUUUUCACCCGCGGUCCUCCCGGCGGUGCGAACGCUGAUGCCAAGGGUGCCGCCGCCGGUGGUGAUGCGUUGAUGGGUGGCGCAGAUGACUAUGGCGUUGGCCAGAACCGGGCCCUCAUGUCCAUGUCACCGCUGGCCAAGAAGGUCUACCAGGUGCUGAGGACCGAGCCCCAGGAUGAUACUGGUCUACACGUGCAGCAAAUUGCCGCCAAGAUGAACGUUCCAGCCACGGAUGUGGCGCGUGCUGGUGAGGAGCUGCUGGGUGCGGGUGUGAUUUUCUCCACGUCGGACGAGCAGACCUGGGCCAUUCUCGAGUACUAG
This is a messenger RNA of Penicillium daleae, 849 nucleotides long. RefSeq lists its product as uncharacterized. NCBI's taxonomy places the organism in Eukaryota, Fungi, Ascomycota, Eurotiomycetes, Eurotiales, Aspergillaceae. The transcript is spliced from 3 exons. Gene Ontology annotation, cellular component: chromosome, telomeric region; DNA replication factor A complex; nucleus. Gene Ontology annotation, molecular function: DNA binding. The coding region runs from base 1 to 849 and encodes 282 amino acids. The record is from RefSeq and is a predicted model, not a curated record. Gene Ontology annotation, biological process: DNA replication; nucleotide-excision repair; double-strand break repair via homologous recombination.